Messenger RNA from Trachymyrmex cornetzi, 1659 nucleotides. It is a transcript of the gene Tspan6, whose product is annotated as tetraspanin 6. Gene Ontology annotation, cellular component: plasma membrane. The transcript is spliced from 6 exons. The record is from RefSeq and is a predicted model, not a curated record. The coding region runs from base 154 to 873 and encodes 239 amino acids. NCBI's taxonomy places the organism in Eukaryota, Metazoa, Arthropoda, Insecta, Hymenoptera, Formicidae.
AUGGUUUCGUGCGGCCGCCGCGCCGUCAUACUGGUAUUACUGGCGCUUGCUGGCGCUGCGCGGAGCAUCGCUUGAAUAGUUGAAUUUUCUCGUCCUCGCUCAGAGCGGUUUCUUCACAUCGCAGCAUUCGUAUUGCAAGACCGACCAAAAAAAAUGGGUUGUGGAAUGGGAGUGAUCAAGUAUCUGCUCUUCAUAUUUAAUUUCAUCUUUGUGCUAUGUGGUCUGGCCAUUCUGGUUGUCGGCGUUUUAGUACAAUUAGGAAAGCAAAAUUAUUCCGAACAUCUGGAGGACAUUACGAGUAAUCUUACGCUCCCGGCAGUUACAUUGAUUGUCAUCGGCAGUAUUAUCUUUAUCAUCGCUUUCCUAGGAUGCUGCGGUGCGAUUCGCGAGAGUCACUGUAUGAUAGUCACGUUUGCAUGUUUGCUCCUGACAAUCCUGAUCAUACAAGUGGCAAUCUCAAUCUACGUAUUCGUCGUAGUGAAAAAUUCUGGUGAAAUUGACUUUAGGAAAAUAUACACGGAAAACCUCUUCAUGAAGUACCCUACAAAUACAGAGGAAAAGGACAUUGUAAAUACCAUACAGGAUAAGUUGAAGUGCUGUGGUAUUGACCGUCCUCAAGAUUUUCCCCUUAUACUUCAUGAAACUUCUAUCCCAGGAAGUUGUUGCGGUAAGAAGGAACCCGACACCUGCGAUCAACAACACUCUUACGAGACUGGUUGCGUAAUCGCGUUAGAAGAUCUCUUCAAAUCUGCUCUUACGGUACUGGGUGGCGUUGCUCUUGGUAUUGCUGCUGCAGAGUUGAUUGGCAUCAUCUUCGCAUUAUGUCUGGCGAAUUCCAUAAAGAACGUCGAACGCAGAGGCUAUAGUGUGUAAAAGUGCAACUUUGUGAGGGACGUCGUUUUGGAAGGCUUUCGAUACACAACCAUCUUACCUUCAUUUUACUACUGUCAACGUAUUCGCCUAUAAGAUGUGAUAAAACACUUGCACUUUACAGCAGGAUAAAGUACAUUUCUUUUUUCUUUUUCUAAGCAGAUUGGAGCCAGAGUAUCUCUUUAUGUUUUCUUUUUCUGUUUCUUUAUAGUCGUAAUUACAAUAAAACGGUAAUGUUUUUUUCGAUUAAAUGACAUAUUUUUGUUUUCUGAUUAUAAAAUUAAUGCGUAGAGUUUGGCACAUGAUAUCUGGCAACGAGUUUUACUGUAAUUGUUGUCGGGUCAUAGAUUAUAUUUUUUUUCCUUUGUAAAAAUAACUUUUUUAUACGAUUAUAUAUACAUACAUAUACAUAUUUUGAUACAGUACAGUUUUGACUUAUGUUUAUGUCUCUGUCCUAAAAAGGUUCAAAAAUAUAAAAAAAUCAAUAUAAUUCACUUUGUUUAAUAUGAAUAUGCAAGAUCGUUUCGUGCGAUAAUCCACGAACAAAGAUAUUGAAGUACCUUUGCGAGGAUAAAAAGUAGACGAGUUAUAGUAUUUUACAAAUAUUACGAAAAUAUUUUUUCAUAUAUUGAACUACACAAUCGUACCUGCGGAGGUGUUAUGCCGUCAUUAAAAACAUAGAAUUCUUGUAUGUGUCUUUAUAUAAAAAUUCACUUUGUUUGUACAGCACACAGUACAGAUACUGUUUAAAAAUAUAUACGCACACACACACAUAUAUAUAUAUAUAUA